AUGGCGAUCGGCGGCGCUGGCGAGGGCGACGGGGCCGGGAGCGGUGAGGGGAGGAGCGUGCUGGUGACGGGCGGCGCGGGCUUCAUCGGCACGCACACGGUGCUGCAGCUCCUGGGCAAGGGCUACGCCGUCACCGUCGUCGACAACUUCCACAACUCCGUCCCCGAGGCGCUCGACCGCGUCCGCCACAUCGCCGGACCCGCCCUCUCCGCCCGCCUCCACUUCAUCCUCGGGGAUUUGACGAUCAAGGAUGACAUCGAGAAGGUGUUCGCCGCCAGGAGGUACGACGCCGUGAUCCACUUCGCCGGGCUCAAGGCGGUGGCGGAGAGCGUGGCGCACCCGGAGAUGUACAACCGCAACAACAUCGUCGGCACCGUCAACCUCUACGACGUCAUGAAGCAACACGGAUGCAACAAGCUGGUGUUCUCGUCGUCGGCCACCGUGUACGGCCAGCCGGAGAAGGUGCCCUGCGUCGAGGACUCGCCCCUCAAGGCCCUCAACCCGUACGGCAGGACCAAGCUGUACCUUGAGGAGAUGCUGCGCGACUACCAGCACGCGAACCCGGAGUGGCGGACGAUCCUGCUACGCUACUUCAACCCCAUCGGCGCGCACGAGAGCGGCGACAUCGGCGAGGACCCCAAGGGCGUGCCCAACAACCUGCUCCCCUACAUACAGCAGGUGGCCGUGGGCAGGCUCCCCGUGCUCAACGUUUACGGCCACGACUACCGCACCAGAGACGGCACCGCCGUCAGGGACUACAUCCACGUCGUCGACCUCGCCGACGGCCACAUCGCGGCCCUCGAGAAGCUCUUCGCCACCCCUGACAUCGGCUGUGUCGCGUACAACCUCGGCACUGGCCGCGGGACCACCGUGCUGGAGAUGGUGCGCGCGUUCGAGAAGGCAUACGGCAAGGAAAUCCCGGUGAAGAUGUGCCCCAGGAGGCCCGGCGAUUCGGAGCAGGUGUACGCGUCCACCGCCAAGGCCGAGAGGGAGCUCGGCUGGAGAGCCAAGUACGGGAUCGAGGAGAUGUGCAGGGACCAGUGGAACUGGGCCAGGAAGAACCCCUAUGGCUACUGCGGCAACGCCGAGAAGGAAGACUGAUUUGAUCGUGCUACCGCUUUCGAUCGAACUCGUCGUCGCCUGAGCCUUGUACUACCUGGAAUAUGAUGUUAAUAAUCUCAGGGCAUUCAACUCUGCCCCUAAAAUGUUUCAUGUUAUCCU
Molecule: messenger RNA, 1221 nt
Organism: Lolium rigidum
Lineage: Eukaryota; Viridiplantae; Streptophyta; Magnoliopsida; Poales; Poaceae
Product: UDP-glucose 4-epimerase 3-like
Exons: 7
Coding region: 1-1101 (366 amino acids)
Biological process (GO): rRNA processing; galactose metabolic process
Cellular component (GO): cytosol
Molecular function (GO): RNA binding; UDP-glucose 4-epimerase activity
Source: RefSeq, a predicted model, not a curated record